UGGGUGUAAUUUAUAUAGGGCAAAUAAUUCUGAUCUGAUUAAUAUAUUCCGUUAACUAUAACCUGGGAGAGAUCGUCUUAAUUUAUGUAAUGAAUUUAUUGCUGACUGGCUGCUUCUGGUUUGCAGCUCAUCUUGUGUGUGCGGAACCUUUGUCGGGCGUUUGUCGUUUCCGCCAGUGUGAAGCGCGGUGGGACUCUGUGGGAAGCAGUUUGUUGCCACGUCGGAGUGGUCGGAGGCGCCGGUUUUCUGUUAAUUUGGAGGAUUAAUCGUUGUGUUUGGGGUUCUUGUGUUGGCCACAGCCAUGGUUUCCGUUAUCAACACCGUGGACACCUCCCACGAGGACAUGAUUCACGAUGCCCAGAUGGACUACUACGGGACUCGGCUCGCCACCUGCUCCUCCGACCGCACCGUCAAGAUCUUUGACGUCAGGAACGGAGGGCAGAUCCUCGUGGCGGAUCUUAGAGGCCAUGAGGGUCCCGUGUGGCAGGUAGCGUGGGCUCACCCCAUGUUCGGCAACAUCAUGGCCUCCUGCUCCUACGACCGAAAAGUCAUCAUUUGGAAAGAGGAGAACGGAGCCUGGGACAAGAUGUACGAGUACACCGGACACGAGUCGUCAGUGAACUCAGUCUGCUGGGGUCCUUAUGAAUUCGGUCUCAUCUUGGCCUGCGGCAGCUCAGAUGGGGCAAUUUCCCUUCUCACGUUUACCGGAGAUCAGCAGUGGGACGUCAAGAAGAUCAGCAACGCCCACACUAUCGGCUGUAACGCUGUGAGUUGGGCUCCUGCGGUCGUUCCGGGAAGUUUGAUCGAUCAGCCGUCGGGACAGAAGCCAAACUACGUCAAACGCUUCGUCUCUGGAGGCUGCGACAACCUGGUCAAACUCUGGAAAGAGGAAGACGGUCAGUGGAAGGAGGAUCAGAAGCUGGAGGCUCACAGCGAUUGGGUGAGAGAUGUCGGCUGGGCUCCUUCUAUUGGUCUUCCCACCAGCACCAUCGCCAGCUGCUCUCAGGACGGACGCGUGUUCAUCUGGACGUGUGACGACCCAGCGGGUAACACCUGGACGGCCAAACUGCUGCACAAGUUCAACGAUGUGGUUUGGCACGUCAGCUGGUCCAUCACUGGAAACAUCCUGGCUGUUUCAGGAGGCGACAACAAGGUGACGCUGUGGAAGGAGUCCAUGGACGGGCAGUGGGCGUGUAUCAGUGAUGUCAGCAAAGGCCAGGGCGCCGUCUCCACCAUCACAGACACGCAGCAGAAUGAGCAGUGACACUCAGAUUAACACACACACACACACACACUGUCGUUACCCCCGACCCUGCGAGGAUGACCCCGGCCUUCGAAGACGAACGAAUAAACAUGAUGGACAUUUGGACUGGAAACCAGACGGGAUGGAUCCGGGGCGGCGAUCCGAUCUUUAGGCUUCAGCCCAAAACCAACCGAACUCUGCGGCUCUCAGAUGCAGAAUCUCUGCUGGUUUUACCUUUAAAGUUUAAAAAUACAAACCUCAUCUUUUAGAUGCGCUCCACCGUUUGUUUGGUUUUCCUCCAGUUUUACAGUUCCACAUGUCCACCAUCCUUCCUCUCUUCCCAUGAUGCUCUGCUCCAGAAACAUUCCACCUCCCCCUCCAGAGAACAAAACUAGCACACACACACACCCCCCCCCCCCCCCCCAGCAUCUCCCAGCAUCCUCAGAGGCCAUCCUGACGCUUCACCCAAAUCAGCUUCGACUUGAGCGGGUGAAGCUUCAUGCCUCAGGCUGGAAACAAACCCUCAGUGACACCGAGCGUAACCGCCUGCUUUGGAUAAAUUCACGUAUUUAAUGAUGCGUGAAUGAAUGUUUUAUUUGGUAAAAGAGUUCCUGCCUUAACCGUGAAUGCAGUGAUUGUGUGCAGGUUUAUUUCAGUCAUAUAAUCAGAAACUGUAGAUGCUUUUUUCCAUAUUUGAUGUAAUUAAAUAACUGUUAAUAU
Archocentrus centrarchus (flier cichlid) is the source of this 1963-nucleotide messenger RNA. It is a transcript of the gene sec13, whose product is annotated as SEC13 homolog, nuclear pore and COPII coat complex component. Gene Ontology annotation, cellular component: COPII vesicle coat; nuclear pore outer ring. The transcript is spliced from 9 exons. The record is from RefSeq and is a predicted model, not a curated record. NCBI's taxonomy places the organism in Eukaryota, Metazoa, Chordata, Actinopteri, Cichliformes, Cichlidae. The coding region runs from base 302 to 1264 and encodes 320 amino acids. Gene Ontology annotation, molecular function: structural molecule activity; protein binding. Gene Ontology annotation, biological process: protein import into nucleus; COPII-coated vesicle budding; positive regulation of TOR signaling.